Molecule: messenger RNA, 384 nt
Organism: Moneuplotes crassus
Lineage: Eukaryota; Ciliophora; Spirotrichea; Euplotida; Euplotidae
Source: the annotation of a GenBank genome assembly
AUGAUAUCAAAUCCUAUCAUCCUCUGAUUUUUCCUCCUCAUACUUCCUUACCAUACCCAAAGCAUCCAAUACACCUACAAUUUCUUUGGCCAAGAUUCCUCAACCACCACAUUCCUCGACUCCAGCUCCUCCCCUUCAGCUCCUACACUCUCCAAACAACCUUCCAAUUAUCCAACCACCGUGCCCCAAGGCCUCCACUUCACAAACGUAGCAGCUCUGAACAUUGAAAACGGACCUUUUGGCCCAACCUCGAAUGAGUUUUCCUUUGAAGUCUGGAUCUAUUUGUUCGAUAUUGUAGACACGCCUAUAAUGGAAGCAACUGUGCUAGACGGAAGCAGUGCGCAGAAAGGAGCUAAUAUUGAACUGAGAGAUAUAGGUGAGUAA